AUGUCUCUGGACGAGGAAGCUCUCCAAACAGCCGCCAAUGGCGGCCCGAUAGAUUUAGAGAGAUGGCACGGCAUGGCUGGGCCACUGAUUGAGCGACUUGAAUACAUCGUGUACAAUGUAUUCCCCAUGCCUCAAGCGCGCCCCGAACCCAUCGGCCAGCAACCAUUUCCCAACCAUUCUUCCCAGGCAAACUCCAUCCCGCCCGAAAGCAGCAACAAGGAAAACACCUCCCCUACCGAUAUCCAGACUUCACCCCAGGCAACGCAAACUGGCUCUCCUUCGUCGGGCAAGCAAGUGCCAGACUCACAGCCUCAGCCAUCUGGUGCGAGCACAGAUGGCCCGCUUCCGCCUCCGCUUGCAUUUCUUCUGAGCGCCAUCCGCCUGUCGAUUAAAUCCUUCUUUGAGGAUAAACCUCCACACACCAUUCAGAGGCUCGCAGAGCUGGUACUCUACCCGACCAAGCACUAUAGAACGUUACCCGCAUACCUACGUGCUGUCGAUCGCGUUGUCUCAGUGACAAGCUCCGCAGAUAUUUUUCCAUUUCAAACGCCGGCUGUAACAAAUGCUCAGACGAACGGGCUAGUGCUUCCUGGCAACAGCAGCGGGGUUUAUAUGGCCCCGGACUUUGCCCACGGUCUUGGAAGCGAUGAAUCUCUGGGCGGUGCGCUACUUACUCCGAUCCCGUGGUUAACUAAUGCCUCAUUCGAAGGCGAGGAUGCCAAUGGAGAUGCAGGCAUACUAGUCGAGGGUAUGUUCAUUCACUAUUACCAAGCCACUGGUUCCCUGUUCACUAACGUCUUCCCCCCAGGCACCGGAGCUUUACCUACACAGCCCGAGGAAGAACCGGGCACCACAAGCCUAACACCAUCCGAAGCCGAAGAAGGGGCUGCUACCGCCUCGCCAGAGCCAUCUGAUGAGGUCCCUCACGCCCGUGGUCCGAUCCUCCUCGGCGUGGAAGACAUGGGUCUGCAAGACGGCAAAGGCGUCGAGAUGCGUCUUGCCACAGACGGUGCCGCCGAUGUCCCGGCUCCAGCCGCUGCGACUGCUACCCAGGCAAUAGAAGAACAGGAAAAGGCCGAAUCAACUGCCGACAAGGACGGUGAUAUUGUCCUUGAGGACACGAAACCGAAAGAAGAAGAAGUAGAAGAAGCCAAGAAUGAAGGCCCUUCUACAGAGCCUCAAGCAGGCAAUGCAGAGCCUGAACCCAUUGGUGAUUCAUCCGAAGCGCCGGACGCCGAGAAGAAAGCAUAA
This is a messenger RNA of Penicillium robsamsonii, 1251 nucleotides long. RefSeq lists its product as uncharacterized. The record is from RefSeq and is a predicted model, not a curated record. Gene Ontology annotation, cellular component: protein phosphatase 4 complex; cytoplasm; nucleus. The transcript has 4 exons. Gene Ontology annotation, biological process: protein dephosphorylation. NCBI's taxonomy places the organism in Eukaryota, Fungi, Ascomycota, Eurotiomycetes, Eurotiales, Aspergillaceae. Gene Ontology annotation, molecular function: protein phosphatase regulator activity. The coding region runs from base 1 to 1251 and encodes 416 amino acids.